AACAAAUUCAUCGCACGCCUGUAACGGCUCUAUAGAUAAUUAAAUAUUUCUGCUCAAUUACGAAAACACCCUUCAGCAAGUAGGUUUUCCUUUACAAUAUUCUCUAUAUCUUUCUCAGGCGGACACGCAGAGAGAGAGACUGCUGGGCUUCGGAGGAGAUGGACCAGAGAGAACCAGACGCGGUCCGUGAAGAAGGAACCUCCAAUUCGCCACUCGCCAACUCACGCUGCUGCUUCUGCUUCCCUAAUCGCUUUGAUUCCCGCCGUUCCUCAACAGUCGGAUUAGCCUGGUGGGAGCGUAUACGGACGGCACAGAUUAACAAAGAUGACCGCCACUGGUGGACCAGAGCCUUCAAGAGAAUCCGCGGAUGGUCCGAGCUCGUCGCCGGUCCCAGGUGGAAGACCUUCAUAAGAAGAUUCAACAGGAACCGAAGUGGGAAUCACCAAGGGAAAUUCCAGUACGAUCCCUUGAGUUACGCCUUGAACUUCGACGACCAGAGCAACGAGUUCGAACAGGAAGACGAUUACGCUUCGUUGCGGAAUUUCUCGACCCGGUACGCCUCCGUUUCGGGCCCGGAUAAGAAUCCGUUAACGACAGCCAGCGUUGGUAGCGAUGCGGCGGUGCUCGCGUGAAUAGCCCGUGAAUGAUGUGACAGCUGUGGUUGAGCUGUAGUGUUUGCUUGUUAGUGACGUAACGUGACGGGGACCGUUGAUAAUGGUUUAAUUAUUUAAUUUUAUUUUUAAUAUAAAUUUUUAAUUUUUUUGGUCUUGUUGGUAUUGAUUAUGUGUAAAGACUAAAGAUUAGUAAUUUAUGAGAGAAGAUGCCAAUAAAGAUAGAUAAUGAUGCGGGAGUAAUCCUAUUUGAGUA
This is a messenger RNA of Tripterygium wilfordii, 867 nucleotides long. RefSeq lists its product as uncharacterized. Lineage: Eukaryota; Viridiplantae; Streptophyta; Magnoliopsida; Celastrales; Celastraceae. The transcript has a single exon. The coding region runs from base 159 to 632 and encodes 157 amino acids. The record is from RefSeq and is a predicted model, not a curated record.